Molecule: messenger RNA, 1158 nt
Organism: Aphis gossypii (cotton aphid)
Lineage: Eukaryota; Metazoa; Arthropoda; Insecta; Hemiptera; Aphididae
Product: tigger transposable element-derived protein 4-like
Exons: 4
Coding region: 1-1158 (385 amino acids)
Cellular component (GO): nucleus
Molecular function (GO): DNA binding
Source: RefSeq, a predicted model, not a curated record
AUGGAAAAAGCAAAUGAGAUCGCAAAAAGGUUGAACAUAGCGGACUUUGGUGGAUCUAAUGGUUGGCUUGAUCGUUUUAGAAAAAGGCACGGUAUUGUCUAUCGUAAAAUUUGUGGGGAAGCCGAUGCUGUAGAUGACAACAGUAUUAAAUCGUGGAAAGAGACAAUUCUACCAAAUUUGUUGAAAGAUUAUUCACCCGAGGAUAUAUACAAUGCUGAUGAGUUUGGCUUGUUCUUUAAAUUGAUGUCAAAUAAGUCACUUGUGAUGAAAGACGAAACAUGUCAUGGUGGUAAGUUAAGUAAGGACCGGUUAACUGUUUUAACUUGCUCAAAUUGGUCUGGAACUGACAAGCUAAAACUUUUGCUCAACUGUGAGUUCGUUAAACAGAAAAGAAACGUCCUUUUAUUUGUCGAUAAUUGCCCUGCUCACCCGAAAGAAAUAACCCUUACAAAUAUCAAACUUGUGUUUUUCCCGCCAAAUGCUACGAGCAAGCUUCAGCCCCUUGAUCAAGGUGUGAUCAAAGUUUUAAAACAGAAAUACCGUAAGAAAUUAGUUCAACGGUAUUUACUAGAAAUGGAAUCGGUGACCGAUGAAGAAAUCCCCAAAAUCCCCAAAAUCAAUGUUUUAGAUGCUAUUCAUUAUGUUUCAAUUGCGUGGGAUGAGAUAAAACCAGAAGUUAUUAAAAACUGUUUCAACAAAGCCUAUUUUGGUAACGUAUCACAAGAAGACCCUCACGUUUUGGACUCAGACGAAUUUCGGGACUUUGAGGAGGUUUAUCCAGGCUACACAUCCAUUGACGACCAAUUAAUAACGAACGAGGCACUAGAACUUGAAGAAAUUAUCAAUCAGGCUACAGUAAACGAUGAACCAGAUGAGCCAAGUGAUGAUGAGGAAAAAUACAUUCCACCACUUCCGUCAAUCGCUAGUACUGUACAAUCAAUAUCUACAUUGAGACAGGCACUUACUGCAACUGAUGGCUCCGAAAACAUGCUUCUAUAUCUAGAAAACGGAACAAAUCGCAUUUGGUUAACAUUUGAUGAGUCAUCUAAAAAACUCUUUUGCUCAGUUUGCUUGGCGUUUGCUUUAGAACAAAAAACAUUUACCAAAGGAAUGUCUGAUUGGAAGCAUAUACAUCAGUGGUUCCCAACUCAACAAUAG